AAUUCAGCAAGUUUUCCAGGCAAUUCUGGUUUUUUUUCACCCGCCCGUCAUAGUAACGCUCUUGGUAAACAAAAUACUAUAACUGUUUCUAUUUGUAACACCCCUCAACAUCUCUUGAUGAGUGACAACUAUUAA
Dentiscutata erythropus is the source of this 135-nucleotide messenger RNA. NCBI's taxonomy places the organism in Eukaryota, Fungi, Glomeromycota, Glomeromycetes, Diversisporales, Gigasporaceae. The record is from the annotation of a GenBank genome assembly.